This is a messenger RNA of Linum trigynum, 2837 nucleotides long. NCBI's taxonomy places the organism in Eukaryota, Viridiplantae, Streptophyta, Magnoliopsida, Malpighiales, Linaceae. The record is from the annotation of a GenBank genome assembly.
CUUUGUGAUUGAGGCAGACGCCUCCGGACGAGGCAUCAGGGCAGUGUUAUCCCAGGAUCGACAUCCGGUGGCAUAUAUGAAUAAGACCUUGGCUCCCUCCAAGGAGGCAUGGUCUACCUACUAGAAGGAAAUGCAGGCUAUCAUCACGGCAGUGCAAAUGUGGCGACCGUACCUGUUGGGCUAGAAGUUCCACAUUUACACUGAUCACCAGAGUCUGAGGAAGCUAUUGGAGCAGCGAGUUUCCACUCCCGAUCAACACAAGUGGGUCUCGAAGCUCCUUGGUUAUGAUUAUGAGAUCCAUUACAGGCCAGGACCCUCCAACGUUGUGGCAGAUGGGCUCUCGAGGCGGCCUAGGGGUGGGGUACUGGCCAUAGUGACGGGGCGUGUGCCCCAAUUCUGGGAGGCAUUACGGGCUCUUACUGAGACAGAUGCGUAUCUGCAGGGUUGUUAGGAUACAACAGUCAGCGAAGUCCCGAGCCACUAUUCAUUUCCGCAAGGGCUGGUGCUUUUCUGAGGGCGCAUCAUCCUUCCGCGGGGUUCUUCGCUGGUGACGACCGUGCUGCAGGAGUACCAUGACUCUCCGUUUGGGGGGCAUUCUGGGGUCGAGCGGACGGUGCGAAUGAUACGAGCACAAUUUUAAUAGCCUCAGAUGGAUCAGGACGUGAAGGACUAUUUAGCUUCGUGCGACACUUGCCAACGGGUCAAGGCAUUCCACCUUCGGCCGACAGGCCUCUUGCAGCCCUUACUGGUGCGCGAGCGGGUGUGGGAGGACAUCAAUAUGGACUUCAUCAUCGAGCUUCCUCCCUCAGGUGAAAAGACGGUCUUGUUCGUCGUCGUUGAUCGACUAGAGAAAUAUGCCCAUUUUAUGGCCUUGGCGCAUCCGUAUACCGCUCGGUCCGUGGCCAAGAAGCUUGUGAUUGGGGUUGUGCGCCACCACGGAUCCCGAGAUCCAUCGUUAGUGACCGAGACUCUGUUUUCUUGAGCCAUUUCUGGCAGGAGGUGUAGGCAUUGGCCCAGACCAUGUUACGGAUGAGUUCAACCUAUCAUCCGUAGACGGACGGCCAGACGGAGGUGGUUAAUCAUUACCUGAAGCAGUAUUGCGCUGCUUUGCCCACCAGCAGCCGCGAUGGUGGUUAGCCGUGUUACCAUGGGCCGAGCUAUGGUAUAACUCUACUUACCAUAGGGCGAUACAGACGAUGCCAUUUGAAGCUCUAUAUGGGAGGCCACCGCCUUCCUUGGUACUUUACCAGAGUGGCACCAGCCAGGUGGAUGCUAUGGAUCGAUGGCUCGGAGCCCGGGAUCAGGCUUUAUAGCAGCUCAAGGUCAACCUGACGGCUGCCAACAAUAAGAUGAAACAGUUGGCUGAUGUCGGACGACGCGAUGAGGAGUUCGAGGUGGGGGACUAGGUUCUGCUUCGACUACACCCAUAUCGGCAGGCUUCCGUGUUCCGCCGUGCAUACCAGAAGCUAGCAGCUCGAUACUUUGGGCCUUAUGAGAUACUGCAGAAGAUUUUUCUGGUGGCCUAUCGUUUGCAGUUACCAACCGAUGCGCGCAUCCAUCCCACCUUCCACGUGUCUCUCCUAAAGAGAUACAAAGGAGCGGCUGAUCGGGUAGAGACUACUUCUCCACCGGUCUCUGCAGAUGGGGACCUUCAGUUGACUCCUCUGCAGGUCUUGGAUACCAGAUGGGUUAAGAAAGGCGGGCGCGUGAUCAAGGAGAGCUUGGUCCUAUAGCAGCACAUGGAGAGAGAGGAUGCCACCUGGGAGGAGACGGCAACCCUCCGGCAGCGCUUCCCAACAUUCGACCUUGAGGGUAAGGUCGUUUCUGAUGGGGAAGGGGAUGAUAGAGACCCAGGCGGUGGGUAGGAGAGACUGGGUUGGCGUUCGACCAUGUGGGCUGGGUUGAGUAGUGGCAGUUCUGUUAUUUCUUUGUCAGUUCUCUGAAACUUAUUAAAAAGGGUUCAGUACGUUCAUUUGGAAUUAAACAGUAAGAAUAUCAAAAUCGCUAAAUCCCUUUCUCUCUGUUCUUCCCCAAUUCUUUCCAAUCCUUAAUUCUUCUUCUCAAUUUCCCAAUCCCAUUUCUUUCUAUCAGAUACACAAUGAUUUCAUUUGGCUUUUUAGGUACUGGUUAGGUGGAAAAUGGAUUGAAUAUUGACCAAACUCAUACCCAACCUACACCCUUCAAUUUUAAGAGCGGGUAAAACCUGCACCCGACCCAUAACAUGUGAACUCUAGAUUUUACCCACAAAUUUGGAUCGGAUGGGUACCUGUGGAUUCGGCUUCUAUUACCAUUUCUAAUCGAUAGUCCUCCAUUUUGGGAUAUUAGUCACCAUAAAUAUGCUCUAAUACUACUUGUUAAAUCAUAUCACUGACAUAUAAAACCAAGUGAUGUAACUUUUAACAAUCAAAAGGAUUUAAAGAAUGAAGAAAUGAACGAUGAAUUAAUGUAAAAUGAAGAAGAUGAAGGUGAAGGCUUCUCUUCUUGUUACCCCAAACUUGGGUCGUGCCAAGUUGGAACAAUUGGUCAUUGACUCAUACUAGCUAUUUGCGUAUGUAACACCUGAUCUCAUAAUCUUAAGGUGUGUAAAGUAUAUAUGGCGAGUAUCUAUAUAUAGGGAUGGCAACUUUGCCCAUACCCAUGGGUUUCUUACUAUCCAACCCAAUUGGGUUGGGUAUGAAAUCCAAAUAGAUGGAUAUGGGUAGAGUUUGAUGGGUUUGUACCCAUACCCAUUUACUUUGGGUUGAGUUGGGUUUAUAUCAAAUGGAUUUGGGUUUGUACCCAUGCCCAAAUACAAAUUACAGUUUGGUACCCAAACUUAAUAGACAUUCAUAUUUAGU